Molecule: messenger RNA, 3706 nt
Organism: Acyrthosiphon pisum (pea aphid)
Lineage: Eukaryota; Metazoa; Arthropoda; Insecta; Hemiptera; Aphididae
Gene: Pex5
Product: peroxisomal biogenesis factor 5
Exons: 13
Coding region: 1388-3286 (632 amino acids)
Biological process (GO): protein import into peroxisome matrix, docking
Cellular component (GO): peroxisomal membrane; cytosol
Molecular function (GO): protein binding
Source: RefSeq, a predicted model, not a curated record
AUUGGCCGUUUCUUCAAUUAUUAUUUGAUUUGUUUUGCACAGUCGUGUUAUUUUCUAUAUAUUAUGACGCAUAAAAUGUAUAUGCUAUACCAACACCACAGUUGAUUUACGCGCGCACAAUGGCAUUAUAAAAAGCAUACAAAUGAGGUAGCCACUACAUCAAUAACAUUAUAAUAUUAUAGUCCAUAUGUUUUCUAGAUCUGCAGAGUCAUUACUCAUUAUUAUAGGAAAUGGACGUCACUACGUCAGUAUGAUCAGAUUGAUAUUGAUAGAUCAAAAACACAUUGGUACAUUCUACACGUAUUAUACAUCCUAAUAAUAUACAUGUAUAUGUACAUUGUAUACAUGUACGGCAGAGUAUAAGUGUAUAAGUAUAAGUAUAAGUAUAAGUAGGUAAUAUGCUAAACAGCUAAAACAAAUACCGUAAUCUAUUUUUAUACGUUAUGAAUAAAGUAAAUUAUGAAUAAAAGUGGUCAGUACUUAGUUUACACUUCGUCUACAAACUAUAGCGUAUGUUUAGACUUUGGAGUAAUGGAGUGACUUCUAUAGUUGUGAAUCGAGAUAUACAUCGCUGGCCGCUGACUUCCGCAUGGUAAUAACAGAUAGAUAUUAUCUAUGGGCAAUAACUGCCUUGUACACUAACGUCUAACACUGACCUGUCUAAAGUACAAAUUGCUACCGGAAACAUGCUUUAAGGAUUAAUCGUAGGAUCGUAUCACUUCUUCUAUCAUAAAAGUAACACUUUAUGCAAAGGUUAAAAAUUAAAAUAACAAAAACAACGAUGUUAAAAUACAGCUCUCGGGUAGUCGGGUAUGAUCGCCGAUGAAUCGGCAGAACCUACCAACGUUGGCUCGUAUUAUUAGUGUGAUCAUAGUAUACAAUUUAUUAUUAAAUUAAUACAAGCCAAUGCGGCUGUUUGUAGACUUGGGUGGGUAUAUAGUUCACGUAGUUAUUACUUUGUGUAAGGUACUUAUAGAUAACUGUCGACCGCUACCUGGCCAUUUAUCGUCUAUUCGUACCGUCUACUACCCGUGUACUGUGUAUGUUAUAAAAAAUAAAAUAUAAUUCAGUCAAGAUAAAUAUCGACCGCACACUAAAUACUAAAUGAGUAGUAAUAGCGUGUUGAGCGUCGUUCAAAAAUAUUAUAUUUCGAAUUCGACGAUCGUAAUAUAGCCGUUAUCGUACACGUUUAUGAUGUCAUUGCGAUUAAUUAGCGAUGCAAUAGGUACAUACGCAUAUAUUGUCUUUGGAACGCGCGCAAUCACGACCGAUCAUAAUGUUAUUAUAUAGGUACUACUAUUUGCCACCAGCUGGGAAAAGGUUAUCGAACCCGAUCAUUAUUAGUUAUUAGUCUUAUUACUUAUUAGUAAAGUGUAGUACCUAAUGUAUGCACCUACGGCAAACCGUCGGGAGAAUAUUUCGUUUUCGAGUACGUACUUCAAUCGUACCUUGUCUUCUAACAAAAUUCAAAAUGUCGAUACGUGAUUUAGUCGAAAGUGAUUGUGGUGGUUCCAAUUCUUUAGUUAAAUUAUCCACGCAUUUCGUGCAAGACCAUGCAUUUAAGGAUCAAGACCUUAAACAAUCAACUCAAACUGCAGAAAAUAGCGAUCUACGUUUUUUAGAAUCAAGCACAGGAGAGUUGGCCGAUCAAUUUUUUAGUUCCGUGGAAAAUGAUACUUUUAAAAUGGAUGAUCUUUUAACUGACAUGAGAGACAUCGAAGGUUGUAGUCGUGAAAAUGCCUGGCCGACUCAAUUUUCAAAAAAAAUUGAAAAACAGGACCAGCUGUUUGAUCCAAACAUUUGGAGCUCUAGAGACAAUAAAAUGCUUAUUAAAGAUGAAGUUGAUGAUUUCGGUUAUAAUUCUGAAUGGGUAAAAGAAAUAGAGCAAUCUUAUCAAAAUCAAGAGAUUAAUGAAAUGAAAUCUCGUUUUGAUUUUGAAAAGAUUAAAGAAAAUAUAAUCAUCUUGGAUGACACCGUUUCAAGUGAUAAUUUUUUGGAAUCACAAAAUAAAAUGUCCAUUGAAAAUAGUAUUGGUAUGCCAACCAAUAAUUUUGGAAUUGAGUUGUAUGGAAACCCGUUACUUGCCAAUCAAAAUUUUCAGCAGUUUAGAGGAUUUAGCCAGGGAUGGGAAAUUAAUAAUUUAUCAAAUACAAUGAUUCCUAGUACAUCAAGAAUAGAUGAACCAAUUAUGGUUGCAGGGGGAUCUUCAAGUUUGGCUGAUCGAGUGGUCGAAACUAACAAAAGUGAAAGUAAUAUCGAAAUUAGAAAUGAUCAGUCCAACUUCCAAUCGUUGUAUUCUGAAUUUGAGGAAAUGAAGAACGCCGAAAGAAAACAAGAAUAUACUUUUACACCAGACAAUGAGAUGGACUCUAUAGAAAAUCCACUGACCGAGGGAAAAAGGCGUUUAGAAAAUGGUGAAUUACCAUCGGCUGUUUUGUGCUUUGAAGCUGCUGUUAAACACGACCCUUCUAAUAUAGAAGCUUGGCAACUUUUAGGUACUACUCAAGCUGAAAAUGAACAAGAUCAGCUAGCUAUAAAUGCGUUAAACAAAUGUCUUGAACUUCAACCAGAAAAUUUAACUGCUAUACUUUGUUUAGCGGCAUGUUACACAAAUGAAAGUUGCAGUUUACAAGCUUGUCGUAUGCUUAUGGAAUGGUUAAAUCAAAAUCCAAAAUACUCAGACAUUGUGAAAUCAAAAUACACACCUGAACACUCGUUAUCAAUAAAAAUAAAUUUUAUGUUUACUACAAAACUAUAUGAAUCUGUAAAAGACAUGUACAUAGAAGCAGCUCAAAGGAGCUUAGAAUCAGGAGAUAUAGAUGUAGAUGUCCAAAAUGGAUUGGGCGUACUGCUUAAUCUUAAUAAUGAGAAUGAUAAAGCAGCUGAUUGUUUUAAAGUUGCUCUACAAAUUAGACCUAAAGAUGCUCGUUUGUGGAAUCGUUUGGGCGCAACUAUGGCUAAUGGUGGUCGAUGUGAAGAAGCCAUAGAAGCAUAUCACAAUGCUUUACAAUUGUGUCCUGGUUUUGUAAGGGCUCGUUAUAAUCUGGGAAUUACUUGUAUUCAUCUUGAUACAUACAGGGAAGCCAUAGACCAUUUGUUAGAAGCAUUGAACCAACAAGCAUCAGCUGUGAGUACAAAUUGUCAAAGUCCUGCCUUAUCGGAUACUAUAUGGAGCACAUUACGUCUGGCUAUUUCAAUGGCGGAACGUCCCGAACUAUUUAAAGCUGUUAAUGAAAGGAAUUUAGAUUUAUUGAAUGAAGAAUUCCGUAAUAAAGGAUUAUACUAAAGUACCUAAUAUUCUAAAUCAACAUUAAAUGUAAAGAAAAAAGUAUGUUGAUCUUGUUAUAUUUUGUUUUAUUUUUUGAAUAGGGAUAGUAUUUUUUUUUAAAGUAUAAAAAUGUAUUUGAUUUUUCUAUUUGUUUAAUGUUGACUAGUAUAUAAUUUUUCUCCACAUUUCUAUCUUUAGUAUGGGUAUGGCUUUUAAAAUUUUGUAUUUUAUACUCUAAAUUUUAUAAUUAAAUUUGUAUCAAUAUAUUGAAUAGUAAUAAUUAUCAUUAAUACAUAUUUGACAUUCAUGUCAAAAUAUUUGUUGAAUUUUUUGCUCAAAUUAUGUUAUAGGUAAUUAUAUAAUAACUAAAUUUGUUUAUAGUUUUCAAUAAAUCUACCCAUGUAUUAAUUAAAUAAAAAGCAAAAUAUGUAUUAACAA